Messenger RNA from Knipowitschia caucasica, 1359 nucleotides. Lineage: Eukaryota; Metazoa; Chordata; Actinopteri; Gobiiformes; Gobiidae. The record is from the annotation of a GenBank genome assembly.
AUGACCGGUUUUGUGUGCAUCCUUCCUAGGUAUCAGCUGAAUAAGAUUGUGGUGGACACGGAGGCGGGCCCACAUCGAAACCGCACAGUCCUUUUCCUUGGCUCCAGUCGCGGGUCUAUCCUCAAGUUUCUCAUCAUGCCCAACCCAGACAACACGGUCACCAGCAGCAGCGUCUUCUUAGAGGAGCUGGAAGGAUUCAACCCGGAGAAGUGUGCAGAGGACUCCCCCACUGCCCGCCAGCUGCUGUCCCUUACCCUGGACAGGACCAGCCACACUCUGCUGCUGGCCUUCCCCUCCUGUGUGGUCCGUGUUCCCGUGGCUCGCUGCCAGCUCUACUCUCGCUGCAUGAGGAGUUGUAUAGCCUCCAGAGAUCCUUACUGCGGCUGGACCAAAGGGAGCACCUGUUCCUUCCUGCGGCCGGGGACCAGACUGCCGUUUGAGCAGGACGUGGAGCAGGGGAACGUGGCCCACCUUGGGGACUGCGAUGGAGCCCUUCUCAAGGAGAGCUUCAUAGAUGAACCCGACGGCCUGGUGUCGGUGAACCUGCUGGUGGUGUCUGCCGUGUCGGCCUUUGCCACUGGAGCCGUGAUUUCAGGACUGGCCGUGUGCUGGAUCAUGAGCCACAGGCAUCGGCACUCUAAGUGUGGAGCCAACACGUCCCGCAGGAAGAGCGACAAAGAGCAGAGCAUGCUGGCCCAGGGGCGCACCGGCUCGGUCAUGAGCGUGACCAGGACCAGUGGAGGAGAGAGGCGGCGCUCCCAGCCCGAUAACCUCUUCGUCAUGCACAACGGCUGGCCCAAAGACAUGGACCCAGGCCUGCUGCCCACUCCAGAGCAAACCCCCUUGCAGCAGAAGAGGAGCAUGCGGCUUCCUGACACCGACUGGGACCAGAGCCAGACCUUCCUGACCGCCUGCCCCAACAACUCUGUCAUCUACCUGAGCUCAAAGUUCUUACAUGGAGGAGGAGGGGGGAUGGUAAGGAUAGAUGACCCCGGCGAGGUGGUACUUCCACCCCACACUGAACGCCAGCGUUACUUGAUCCUGGCGGCGCAGAGAGGAGAGCGUCCCUCAGGCACCCUGCGGAACUCAGCAGGGGACUACAUCUACCCCGCCACGCCGCAGGACUCCCCUGACCGGCGCAGGGUGGUGUCUGCACCUGCCCCUCACAUGGACUACGGAGACCCACGCUGGACUCAUGAGGCCCUCAACUACAACGCCAACAAUGCGGCUCUCUACCACCCGCAUCGGCACGGGCUCAUCCGGCCUGACAUGCAGGGCCCGCGGGGGCUGGGGGAGCUGGCAGACUUCAGCCAUCUCCUGGUCAAGAACAUGGGAGAGCGCACACCGAGUGGUCAGUGA